GACGAUGUGGAGGUGGUCCGGGAGCCGCGGGAAUGCCGCACGCUGGAACCGGGGGUGCCCGACGAGGGGAAGCUGGAUGCCCGGGUGCGGGACGCGGUGCAGGUCUACACGGAGGACUGGCUGGUGGUGCGGAGGAAGUACCAGCGGCUCAGCACCAUGUACAGCCCCAACACGGCCGAGCGGCACCGCCAGAGACAGAGGGUGCUGCCCCGGCAGGUCUUCGAGCUGGACGAGGCCGCGGAGGAGCCGGAGGAGCUGAAGCGCCGCUCGCCCUCCCUGGAUGACACGCCCCGGGGCAGCUGGGCGUCCAGCGUCUUCGACCUGAAGAACUCGGUGGCCGACCCGCUGCUGCCCGCCCUGUUGGAGCACACGGCCAUGGAGGAGCUCGACCGGGGUAACGAGGAGCUGCGCAAGGAGAACCGGCACCCGGAGCUCCUGGCCCUCUUCCCCGCCCCCGACGAGGACGAGGCGGUGGAGCGCUGCAGCCUGCCCGAGGUCCCCCGGGAGCACUUUGGCCAGCGGAUCCUGGUGAAGUGCCUUUCUCUCAAGUUUGAGAUCGAGAUCGAGCCCAUCUUCGGGACCCUCGCCCUGUAUGACAUCAAGGAAAAGAAAAAGAUCUCCGAGAACUUCUACUUCGACCUCAACUCGGAUCAGGUGAAGGGGCUGCUGCGGGCACCCGGCGGCCACCCCGCCAUCUCCACGCUGGCGCGGUCCGCCAUCUUCUCCAUAACCCACCCCUCCCCUGACAUCUUCCUGGUCAUCAAGCUGGAGAAGGUGCUGCAGCAGGGGGACAUCGGGGACUGCUGUGAGCCCUACAUGGUCAUGAAGGAGACGGACGCAGCCAAGAACAAGGAGAAGCUGGAGAAGCUGCGCGGGGCGGCGGAGCAGUUCUGUAGCCGACUGGGCCGGUACCGCAUGCCCUUCGCCUGGACGGCCAUCCACCUCCUGAACAUCGUCAGCACCGCCGGGUCCCUGGAGCGCGACCCCGCCGACGCCGAGAGCGAGCGCCGGGGCACCUGGAACGAGCGCAAGCGGAGGACGCUGGAGCGCAUGAGCGCCGGGGAGGAGUUGUGCAGCUUCGCCAGCUUCCGUCCCGCCACCCUCACCGUCACCAACUUCUUCAAACAGGAAGGCGACCGUCUGAGCGCCGAGGACCUGUACAAGUUCCUGGCGGACAUGAGGCGUCCAUCCUCGCUGCUGCGCCGGCUGCGGCCCAUCACAGCUCAGCUCAAGGUGGACAUCUCACCGGCGCCCGAGAGCCCCCACUACUGCCUCUCCCCGGAGCUGCUGCACGUCAAGCCCUACCCGGACCCCCGGGUGCGGCCCACCAAGGAGAUCCUGGAGUUCCCGGCCCAUGAGGUCUAUGUCCCCCACACCACCUACAGGAACCUGCUCUACGUCUACCCCCAGAGCCUGAACUUCAGCAGCCGCCAGGGCUCGGUGCGCAACAUCGCCGUGAAGGUGCAGUUCAUGGCGGGCGAGGACCCCAGCCAGGCCCUGCCGGUGAUAUUCGGCAAGUCGAGCUGCAGCGAGUUUACGAAAGACGCCUACACCGCCGUGGUGUAUCACAACAGGUGCCCCGAGUUCUACGAGGAGUUCAAGCUGUGGCUCCCGCCCGCCCUGACGGACAAUCACCACCUGCUCUUCACCUUCUACCACGUCAGCUGCCAGCCCAAGCAGAACGCGCCACUGGAGACGCCCGUCGGCUACACGUGGGUCCCGCUGCUGCAGCACGGCCGCCUGCGGACGGGGCCCCUCUGCCUGCCCGUGUCGGUGGAGAAGCCCCCGCCCAGCUACUCCGUGCUCACCCCCGACGUGCAGCUCCCCGGCAUGAAGUGGGUCGAUAACCACAAGGGGGUGUUUCACGUGGAGCUGCUGGCCGUGUCCUCGGUGCACACGCAGGACCCCGCCCUGGAUAAGUUCUUCACACUGGGCCACGUGCUGGAGGAGAGCCACUUCCCGGUGCGGCUGCGGGACGCCGUGCUGACCGAGAGCAACGUGGAGGGGGAGCUGCGGGCCAGCGUGGCCGGGCUGCGGGGGGCCGGGCUGGGGCCACUGCUCGCCCACUGCCACCAGGUCCUGGACAAGCUGCUGCUGCUCAUCGCCCGCCCGCCCAUCAUCGGGGGCCAGAUUGUCAACCUGGGCCGCACCGCCUUCGAGGCCAUGGCCGUCAUGGUGAACCAGAUCCACCAGGGACUGGAGGCCAGCCAGGGCCAGCACCACCACAACCCGCUGCUGGCCGCCUACAUCCACUUCGCCUUCCGCCUGCCCGCCGAGCCGCCGCCAACGGGGGACGAGGCCAGGACGCCGCCCCAGGGGGCUGCCAUCCAAUGCGCCACCCUGUCCCGCGCCACCGGCCGCCCCGCCAGCCUCCACCUGUCCCGCUCCAAGAGCAUCAGCAACAGCAACCCUGACCUGGCCACCACGCCCGGCUCCCCCGACGAUGAAGUGCAGCAGAUUCUGGGCAGCAAAGGGAUCGACCGCUCGCACUCCUGGGUCAACUCGGCCUACGCCCCCGGCGGGCCCAGGGCCGUGCUCCGCCGGAACCCGCCCAGCUCCAGCGCCGACCUCAAACAGGCCUGCGAGCGAAGCUCUAACCGCCUCUCCUCCUUCCUGGAGCGCUCCUCCGCGCCCGCCGCCCCCACCAGGCCGACCGCCAAGAAGCUGCUGCACGAGGAGCUGGCCCUGCAGUGGGUGGUGAGCACCGGCGCCGUGCGCGAGGCCGUGAUACGCCAGGCCUGGUUCUUCUUCCGGCUGCUGGGGAAGAGCCUGGCCCUGCACCUGCACCAGGCCCAGAAGCUGGAGGCGCCGCGCCGGCAGCGCUUCCCCAGCCGCUUCGUGGACGACAUCGCCGCCCUGGUGGGCACCGUCAGCAUCGAGAUCGCCAGCCGCUACCAGAAGGACGUGGGGCUGGUGGAGCACCUCAACAGCAGCCUGGCCUUCUUCCUCAACGACCUGCUCUCCCUGAUGGACCGCGGCUUCGUCUUCAGCCUCGUCCGCCUCUACUACAAGCAGAUCGGUAGCCGGCUGCCGAGCGCCCAGAACCCCCCCGCCCUGGUGGCGCUGCGCGUGGAUUUCCUGCGCAUCGUCUGCAGCCACGAGCACUACGUCAGUCUGAACCUGCCCUGGCACAACCUCUCGCCACCCGCCUCGCCCUCGCCCUCCGUGUCCUCCGCCACCUCCCAGGGCUCGGCCUUCUCCAGCCCGGCGCAGGACCAGCGGGUGGCCGGCAUGUUCGAGCUGUCAGGGCCCUACCGCCGGCAGCACUUCCUGGUGGGGCUGGUGCUCACGGAGCUGGCGCUCAUCCUGGAGCCGGACGCCGAAGGCGUUUUCUUCCUGCACAAGAAGGUGAUCAGCGCCCUGCACAACCUGCUGUGCAGCCACGACGCUGACGUCCGCUACGCCGCCCCCCCCGUCCGCGCCCACGUGGCCCAGCUCUACCUGCCGCUCCUCAACAUCGUCCUAGACGCCCUGCCGCAGCUCUACGACUUCACCGAGAACCACAGUCCACGCGGGCGCCUGGUCACCGUGCCGGGGGACGAAGGAGACAGCGACAGCGGCACCAUCAGCCAAUCGGUGGCCAUGGCCAUCGCCGGCUCCCCCCUGCCCCACGCCCACCGGGCCAGCCCCUUCCCGCUGCCGGCAGCCCCCCCGCGGCCGGCCGGCACUCUGUCGGCCGAGGCGAGCCGCACCCUGCUGGCCUGCGUGCUGUGGGUGCUGAAGAACGGGGACGCGGGGGUGCUGCACAGCUGGUGUGCGGAGCUGCCCCCCCUGCACCUCGGCCGCCUCCUCGACCUGCUCUACGUCUGCGUGGCUUGCUUUGAGUACAAGGGCAGGAAGGCCUUCGAGCGUAUCAGCAGUCUGGCCUUCAAGAAGUCACUGGACAUGAAGGCGCGGCUGGAGGAGGCCAUCCUGGGCACCGUCGGCGCGCGCCAGGAGAUGGUGCGGCGCAGCAGGGAGCGCAGCCCCCUGGGGGGCCAGGAGAGCGUUCGCUGGAGGAAGAACCUCGCUCACUGGCGCCCGAACUCCGACAAGGUGGACAAGAGCCGGGAGGAGGUGGAGCAGGAGGUGCUGGUGGAGGGGAACCUGGCGACCGAGGCCAGCCUGGUGGUGCUGGACACGCUGGAGAUCAUCGUCCAGACGGUGCUGCUGGCGGAGGCCAAGGAGAGCGCGCUGGACGGGGUGCUGCGGGUGCUGCUACACAGCAUGGCCUGCACGCCCAGCGCCGCCUUCCUGCAGCAUUGCUUCGCCUCCCAGAGGGCGCUGGUGAGCAAGUUCCCGGAGAUGCUGUUCGAGGAGGACACGGAGCUCUGCGCCGACCUGUGUCUGCGGCUAUUGCGUCACUGCAGCAGCCGGGUGGCUGCCAUCCGCGCCCACGCCAGCGCCUCCCUCUACCUGCUCAUGCGCCAGAACUUCGAGAUCGGCCACAACUUUGCCCGGGUGAAGAUGCAGGUGACCAUGUCCCUGUCCUCGCUCGUCGGGACCUCGUCCAACUUCAACGAGGAGCAUCUGCGGCGCUCGCUGAAAACCAUCCUGAGCUACGCCGAGGAGGACGCCGGGCUGCGGGACAGCAGCUUCGCUGAGCAGGUGCAGGACCUCGUCUUCAACCUGCACAUGAUCCUCACCGACACCGUCAAGAUGAAGGAGCACCAGGAGGAUCCAGAGAUGCUGAUCGACCUGAUGUACAGGGCGUCUCGUCCAACGUGCUGGAGGAAUCGGCCGUCUCGGACGACGUGCUGGCCCCGGACGAGGAGGGGAUCUGCUCCGGGAAGUUCUUCACCGAGCUGGGGCUGGUGGGGCUGCUGGAGCAGGCGGCCGCCUUCUUCACCCUGGGCGGGCUGUACGAGGCGGUGAACGAAGUCUACAAGAUCCUCAUCCCGAUCUACGAGGCCAACCGGGAGUUCAAGAAGCUGGCGGCUCUGCACGGCAAACUGCAGGACGCCUUCGGCAAGAUCAGCAGCCAGAGCGCUGGCUGGGAGCGCAUGUUCGGGACGUAUUUCCGGGUCGGGUUUUACGGCAGCAAGUUCGGGGACCUGGACGAGCAGGAGUUCGUGUAUAAAGAACCAUCCAUCACCAAGCUGGCCGAGAUCUCCCACCGGCUGGAG
Chrysemys picta bellii (western painted turtle) is the source of this 5105-nucleotide messenger RNA. NCBI's taxonomy places the organism in Eukaryota, Metazoa, Chordata, Testudines, Emydidae. The record is from RefSeq and is a predicted model, not a curated record.